AUGGAGAAUGUAGACGUAUCUGCGAAGGUCGUGAAGUCCUGCCGUACUGCUGAUCUGCAAUUGUACCCGACGUUGCUUCGUGAGUUUCGUGAGGGUGUUCUCGGUCUUGAAUGUUACGAGUUCCGUUGCGUCAGUCACUCUCGCAACGCGACCCUUCGCGCGCACACACCAACCGCCGACGUCUCCCCACCGCGCUUCGACUCUCCUCCUCUCCCGCCGCUUCACAAUCGGAUGGCACGACUCAAAACCACCCCCAGCAAUGUUCGCUUCAUGGAUGCGGCACAAAAACUUGCAAGCUGUCACGAUGCUGCCGGCCAGAUUGUAGCCAGCCUCGACGGGCCUUCUGUCCUGGACGAAUACAGCGCGGCCUGGCACUCCUAUGCCGACGAUGUUGAUGCGCCCGUCACUUCACAGCUCGAUUCAGUUAUCGAUUCUCAGCACCUCGACACACUGGAUCACCUCGUGUACACGAUCAUCCCCGAAUAUGCUGCAAAGUUCAUGAAGACCUUCGCACUUUUUGGACGAGAUGGGAUGCAGAGCGCCAAGUUCAUUGAGGCCUUGAAUACAAUAUCGCAACACCAAGUCACGCUUUCCGAAGCGUUGAGCGCGCUACGGGAAGGGCAAAACGAGCGUCUUGUCCUUAAGAAAGGGUUCAGAGUGUCGCGAACGAAAUCUUGGAUCCCAUGGGAUGCGGAGGAGUAUGCGCUUCCGAAAAUAUGCAAGGAUCAGGACUGCUCCCAUUGCGCAACCCUGCGAAGAAGGGCUGGGAACAAGAAGAAAAGAGCCGCGAACAAGACGGCUGUUUCUGCCAGGCCGCUCACUGGCGACAGUGGUGAUGAGAUACAGGUUGCUCCAAGAAAGCGUGCUAAACCUUCAAUGGAGGGAGAGAAGGAUGCGGCAGCAUCUCCCGCGGAUCAGAACAACGAGCAAGCAUCUUCUGCGGGUGGGAACAACGAGCAAGCAUCUCCGCAUGUGAAUGACGAGGAUGCACAUACAGAUGAGAGUGAUGCUGGGCCAUCGAAAGAUUCAGCAGAUGGAGGAAGCCAUGGAGAGUGUGCUGAAUCUACACUGGAGGGAGAAGAGGAUGGGGCAGCAUCUUCUAUCGAUGGGAACGAUGAAGGAGCAUCUCCUGCGGAUGAGGACGGGAUCGGACUGCCUCCCUCAGGCGAGAACGGCGAGGAUGCAUCUCAUGCGGUCCAUGCCGAUGAUGGGACACCUCCUGCAGAUGAGAAUGACACUGGGGCAUCAAAGGAUUCGUCAGAUGGUGGACAAGAGAACCGACGAAGAGAAGGUUGUAGUCAUGGUUGUCGGCGCGUGAUGGGUUUGGACUGCACGAUUCAGCACGACUCCAUGCAGGAAACUGCCGGCAACGCCAUCUCGUCAGGCCAGUUCGAGAACAUAUUUCAAGCCGAUUUUCUGCAUAACGGCGGGAUGCAAUCUCCAUUACGGCCAGCGUCUCGCGCCGCCGACUGCUCUCCCGCCAUCGAACAGCCCCGAGGUCCGAUGUUUGCGCAACCUAUGGACCACUGUGGAUACGACAGCAGCGAUGACGACGACGAUGAGCACCGCAUUGACUCCAGACAUCCGGACCACGAUGCAUACGAAACUUUCAAUGGUGAUCGCGGUAGCUUCCUCUUUUACCGUGCAGGAGCAGGUGCCGCCAAGCCAGGCAACACCUUCAGCAGUCAUCCCUCCCCACGCUCUGACUUCACAGCAUCGUCAUCUCCGCUGCCACUGCCACUUCCUGACUUCGAUUCACAUCUACAGACUUGCGGCAUGUACAAUCACAAUCAACAACUGGCAUUAGUGAAACCUUCUCGACCGGCAACCAGACGCUCGGUCUCCCAAUCGUCGGCAAAGGAGACUGCCAACCCCCGCAAACGCGCCCGCACUGGCUCCCUCGCCGAUGACACGAUGAGCGAUGGCACGAGUUCCGAAAGCAUCGCUGCGACGAUUCAAGCCGCAUUCAACCUCUUCUCAACUGCUGCCGCCGCCGACGCGUGCCUGCCGCCAGCCCAUGCUUCGACUGUCGCCCAGCCAAGCCCACCGGCUGCAGCUGUGCUUCGCGGCACCAGAGAUGGCGACGCACAUGUCUUCAUUGUGUCGAGUGGGAUUGCGUCGGGGACAUCUGGCUGGUUCUUGACCACAUGUCGUACAGGGAGCGACGGGUCGCAUUAUCUAUCCGUGUGCUCACACGAGCUUGCGAUGGAAAGAGAAGAUGCCGAGAGCUAUACGCAACGUGCCCUUGAACAAGUCCUGCAAUCCAUCAAUCUCGACAUCGAGAGCACGACCAACGAAGUGCACGUUAUGACGAAUGAAGUACGCGUCGACGUAUACUCGCACGACACCUGGCCGUACGUACUUGCGACGGCAGCCCUCUUGCAACUCACCAAGACCAUCAACCCAGAUGAAGGAUCGUCGCGUGUCCUGGCAGCAUCCGUGUGUGCUGAUGCAAUGGGGAGUGCCGCGCGACUCGCCAACUCCUUGCAUGAAACAAGCCCUUCCGAGCCUUGCCAAGAAGCACGCAGUAGGAAUGUGGAACGGCUGCUGAAGACAUUACCGCCUGUCAAUCCCAACGUCGCACUCGACAGUCCGAUAUCCGAACCAUCAGCCACGUCUCCGAUUCUGACCCAGAUUGAAUUCAGCCUACAGUCGCACAUGCUUCGCUGGAAUACCGAGAUUGCCGCCCAUGUGGAUGCCUACACCAAACAUGCGGAGCACCUUUCUACAUACAUCGCUACCACUACGGAGAUUCGUCAUACCGCCGUCCAGUGGUUCCACGCCGUCCGAGACAGGGAUGUCGCAAAAGAUAGGGAGCAGAAGGACGACGCAGAGAAGAAGCUCCGCGACGCACAAGACAUCCUGAAAACGAUGAAUCAUGACAACAGCCACCGAGAACUCAUCAUGGGGCUCGUGAGCGACACCACUGCACAGGUGGACUUGGUAAGCGGUGCGCCACCUCGAUCCAACCAUCAAAAAGCCCUGGCCUACCUCCGAGACGAUCUCGCUUGCUACAAUGCCGGGCUACAGGACGAGUUGGGCAGAGUGCAGGCGCUGCGAGACAAAGCUGAGAGAAAGCAGGCUGAGAUAGAGCUUUGGGUGAAGAGUGGCACCUCGACAACGCCAGGCUCGCGAGAUGAAGGCCAUGGGACAUCUUUCGGUGCUGAGUGGCACCUCAUGGCCAUGAGAUCACACACGUUCGCGCAUGUUAUGGUAUAUGUCUCUACUGCACAGUUGUUGGAAUUACUCGGUAUUCUCGCCACGUCGACUGGAAUCUUAGUAUGUGGAUUGUCAGAAACCCGUACGUUCCCUCUUUCCUCGUUGUCUUUGGAUGUUGUUUGGGGUGGGUGGAGGGUGCUGCGCAGGAUGAGGUUUCCGGUUUCGAGACCUCCAGCAUAUGGGAGAGAGGUCAGGCGGAAAAGGGCAGCUGCUGACAUGUUCAAAAACUUAAGAGCUGUAGCUUUUGGUGUCGUGGUGCCUGGGGUCUGUCAGAUUGGCGAUGGGGAGUGGGGUAGUGGAUUGCUGUUUCAUGAAGGAGGUGGGAUGGUUGGUAUGCGUGACGCACUCUAUGGCUUCUGGUGUUUUGUCGCCUGCUACUCAAUGGCAGUCCUCCAAGUCUUACCAUUCUACGUAGGCGUGCUUCACAGCCCCAUGAUCUGCGUCAGCUAUUGGCAUGGUGACUGGAAUCAGGAAAUUGAUGAAAUGAUCAUCAUUUCACAAGGGAAGCAAAAACUUGGCUGUGCAGGACGUCCUCUCUUGGGGCCCAGAGUUUUGUUUGUGGAUGGUCUACUUGGAAGAUGUAGGUUUGUGCAUUCUAAUACAUGUCGUGGGGAGUCGCUAUCGUGA
This is a messenger RNA of Pseudocercospora fijiensis CIRAD86, 3846 nucleotides long. RefSeq lists its product as uncharacterized. The transcript is spliced from 10 exons. Lineage: Eukaryota; Fungi; Ascomycota; Dothideomycetes; Mycosphaerellales; Mycosphaerellaceae. The record is from RefSeq and is a predicted model, not a curated record. Bases 1 to 3846 code for a protein of 1281 amino acids.